Molecule: messenger RNA, 921 nt
Organism: Recurvomyces mirabilis
Lineage: Eukaryota; Fungi; Ascomycota; Dothideomycetes; Mycosphaerellales; Teratosphaeriaceae
Exons: 1
Coding region: 1-921 (306 amino acids)
Molecular function (GO): lipase activity
Source: RefSeq, a predicted model, not a curated record
AUGGCUCCAAGCAACGAAGCUGAAUAUCUGGUCAACCUCUUCAAGACCAUAAGCCAAAUCACGCCUUCGGAUGGCAACGUAGCUCUCGAACGUGCGACAUAUGAGUCUGUAACCACCGCGGCUUCAGAGGUGCCUGAUGUCUCGUAUGAAGAUAUCAAGAUCUCGGGCGUGCAGAGAGGUCCAGCAAAGCUUGUCAAGCCUGUCGGUGCGUCGAAGAAGCACGCAAUUCUCUUCAUGCACGGUGGCGGCUACAGUUUCGGAUCACUCGACAGCCAUCGCAAGCUUUGUGCUCAUCUCGCGCAUUCGUGCAAUACCCUGGCACUCAUGGUGGACUAUCGGCUCACCCCUGAGCAUCCAUAUCCAGCUGCUCUGGACGACUGCGUUGCCGCGUACGAAUGGCUGAUCAAGCAAGGCUUCGAAGGCAAAAAUGUUAUCACCUGCGGAGACUCGUGCGGUGGCGGCUUGACGACUACCGUCUCCCUCAAGGUGCUACGGGAUAGUCUACCACGUCCCGGCGCAGCUAUAUCACUGUCGCCAUGGUAUGAUGUAGCUUGCAAGGACAGUCCAAGUCUGACAAAGGCAAAGAACGACGCACUGGGCACCAUGGAAGGCAUGUACAAGAUUCGAGACCGUUACUGCGUUGGUGUCGAUCCAUCGGACCCUCUGAUCAGCGCGACUUCUGCUAGCACCGAGGAGUUGAGCAAGCUACAACCUCAUUGGAUUUCUUGCGCAGGGUAUGAUAUGUUGCUUGACGACGGCGUCCGAAUGGCCGAGAAGCUGCAGAAAGCCGGCGUGGAAACCGUGCUGAAAGUGCAACCCGAAAUGCAGCAUGUGUUCGAAUUCAUGGCAGGCAGGGCGCCCGAAUCGGAUGCUUCGAUCAAAGAAAUAGGAGCGUGGGUGAGAAAGACGGUCGGAAGCUAG